Messenger RNA from Drosophila ficusphila, 1131 nucleotides. RefSeq lists its product as uncharacterized. The record is from RefSeq and is a predicted model, not a curated record. The coding region runs from base 45 to 1058 and encodes 337 amino acids. NCBI's taxonomy places the organism in Eukaryota, Metazoa, Arthropoda, Insecta, Diptera, Drosophilidae. The transcript has a single exon.
CAAACCAAUUUAAAAUAAAGUGUAAAAUAUAAAAAUUCAACCCGAUGUCCGAGUCAACAGAUCCUCAGUGCGCCACCUCCAAAUCCAACCUGAUCAAAGUCCAUCAUGUGGGUGUAACGGCCAAGAUGCAAUCGCCGUUGAAGAAGCUGCUCCCUCGAAUGAGUUCCUCCAGCGAUUCGGAUGCUUGCCAGCACAGCCAAGCUCAAUAUAACAUGUUUAAGGACGAUCAGCGAGGUGAGAUGACCGAAUCCACAAUUUCCGGUAGCUCCCCACAUACUCUCUAUCAAAUGCACGCCGAGCCGGAGAAGAGUCUGCUAAACCUUUCAAAAAAUAAGCCGCACAGGAUCGAGUUCCAGCGAUACUCAAAAAAGCGUCCCCAUGUUAUUAUUCCAACGAGAUCUGCUCCCAAGGUAAAAACUCGUUCGAAAUCCCAUAGAGAAUCUGAGGUGAAGAAACGCAAGGCUGGUUUCCUGACCCGUUUGUUUGAAUCGCUGGACAAGAUGUGCAAGUGCCAAGUGCAGACUCAGAAGUCUAUUAUCGAUGAUCUGCCGGAACCGCAGUGGAAUCAAAAAGAAGCCAGCAGGCAUACCUGCAUAGGUAUUUACCCAUUCGAACAUGGAUGUGCGGACUAUCUGAGCACCACUGACACCCAUCCCAAGAUCAAUUCAAUUGUUUUGGCGGAUCGGGCAACCACGUAUGCCACCCACUUCUGGGCGGAACUCUUUGGACUCCUCCACAUCGGAGUGGCCUUCGUGGUUGCCUUCAUUCUGCAGAGCUACCGAUUUGUUCUGUACUCCCUGGUGAACACUUUGAUCGUCGGACUUCUCCACAUGACGUCGGAUUACUUUCUAAAGCCCUUCUUGACCAUGACUUUUAACGGUUUCCUGCAGCCACCUUUGAUUUUCCUUUAUAAUAUUUUGUGUUCUAUAAGGGACAUAAUGGAGCCAGUGGCAAAUACCCUAAACAACUUCAUGAAACCACUGGCCACUGUGGGAAGUAGUAUACGGUUGGUGGAUGUCAACUACAAGCAGAUUCAUAAACUGGCCAAAGACGUUUAGGAAUACUUUUUUCUUAUCUGUUAAAUUGUUGUUUAUUGUUAUCGUUCUGUUUCUUAGUUUAAUUAAAUAUUAA